AUGAAAGCGAUAGUAAUCAACGACUUUGUCAAGGUCAGUGGGUCGCCCACAAUGAUAGUAGACCAGACUGAUCGAGUCCAGGACCUUGACGAGAUCACGGUCGCCGAGGUCGAGAGACCUGUUCCCAAGUCGAACGAGGUGCUCGUCCAAGUGAAGGCUGCCGGCGUCAAUUAUGCGAAAGGCAAACAUCAGAAUAACCAAUCUUUGGUCCGGCCACCAUUCACAUUGGGUCUUGAGUUCUCGGGAGUAAUUGUCUCGGCACCGUCGGAUUCGGGCUUCCGUCCUGGCGACAGAGUCUUUGGAGGGCACACUGGCUCAUACAGCGAAUUCAUAUGUCUUCCUCGUUCAGAUUCUCUGCAUCACAUGCCAGCCAUAUGGACGUUUCCGCAGGCUGCUGGGUUGGCAGCGACGCUACCCGUCUCUUUUGCCGCACUUAUGCAAGCCGGCAUCAAAGCUGGCCAAACAGUUCUCGUACACGCUGCAGCAGGCGGUUUGGGCACCAUGGCUGUCCAAAUUGCUGCCGCUCUGGGUUGCCGUGUAAUCGGUACAGCUGGGUCCCAAGCCAAAUGCGCCGUGGCUACGCAGUGCGGAGCUCAUGCUUGCGUAAACUACGUCGAACACACGGCAUGGUGGGAGAAAGUACUAGAAUUGACUGAUGGCAAAGGAGCUGAUAUUGUUUUUGAUCCCGUCGGCCUCGUUGACCCUAGCUUGAAAUGCAUCGCUCAUCGGGGCAAAGUGUUGGUUGUUGGUUUUGCAGGUAUACAAAACAACAUGGAACGAGUAGCUAUGAAUCGUGUUCUUCUGAAGCAAGUCUCACUGAUUGGCUACGUGGGUUCCCCCUUCCACUCAAGCAUUCGGUAUGGCGAAAGCUCUCGUCGGUAUCCUCAGGAGCAAAAGACCACCUGGGAUGAGCUCCAGCCGUUGAUGGAAAGCGGGAGUAUACAACCCGUGGUUUACGACACGCAUUAUCAUGGGCUUGGCAGUGUACCUCGGGCGCUGAGAGACAUGGUGGAUCGGAAGAUUUGGGGCAAAGCCGUCGUCACAAUGGAUGAGCCGCUGGGUGGUUCGCCACUGGCAAGGCUUUGA
Molecule: messenger RNA, 1086 nt
Organism: Colletotrichum gloeosporioides
Lineage: Eukaryota; Fungi; Ascomycota; Sordariomycetes; Glomerellales; Glomerellaceae
Product: Quinone oxidoreductase
Exons: 3
Coding region: 1-1086 (361 amino acids)
Cellular component (GO): mitochondrion
Molecular function (GO): oxidoreductase activity
Source: RefSeq, a predicted model, not a curated record